GGCUGCAAUCCUCGACGCUGUCAAUACGACGAGAUAUAAUUCCCACGUGUCAGGAUGUUGAUCUAGUUACCAUGGCAACGAGGAAGUGAAUUCUUGUGUUCAUCAGCCACAGCCUCAAGACGACUUUUCCAUUGUUACAAACAACAAAAUACAAAAAAGAUGAUUUGUGUUCAAAGAAAUGGAUGUACCGUUCGAUAGUAAUAGAAUGAUAAGAUCUGAGUCGCAAGCUGGCAUCAACAAUUAUUGGUUUGAGCUCACAAUACGACUGACAUUUACACGGUCCGUUUCGCGCAAAUGCGCUCCACUGAUCAGUGAGCAGAAAACUGUCUGACACCUGUUCUGUAACUCAAUUCCAGUCAUAUCGAAUGGAACCAUUGUCAUUGGCGAAGCUUGGGCAACACAGUUGUGAAUUAAACAGGUGGUGAUAUUACCGAACUGACAUAAACGUGUGUUCACUUGUGUGUAGCGCGCUUGGUGGAAGGUCCAGCGUGUUGUCAGACUCGGAAGGGAUGUGUAGAACUUUAACGGUCCAGACAGAACAGCGUUCCUGACAAAUAUAUUUUUUUCAACUAUGGGUAAACUGAACAUAUUUGAAAUAACGUUAAACAACCCUCAAGGUGUGUAUAACCCCGGCCAGUUCUUAGAGGGGCAUGUCGUGGUGGACUUGAAUAAGGAAAUGACCAUGAGAGCAAUACGGCUUCACUUGUAUGGGGGUGCUGACGUAAGAUGGACUGAAAACCACACCUCAGGAACAGGAAAGAACAGGAAGAAUGUCACGAAGAUAUAUUCAGCCACAGAGACCUACAUCAACUACGAGCUGGUAUUGUUUGGAAAAGCACCACACCUAGAGGGAGACAACCCUACUCUACCCGCAGGCCGCUACACAUACCCUUUUCAAUACCACCUCCCAGUCGGCAUUCCCUCUUCAUUUGAGGGUACAUUUGGGAGGGUACGGUAUUGGCUCUGUGGUACCAUUGACAAGCCAUGGAAAUUCGACCACACAACGAAGAAAGCCUUCACGGUGAUUAAUCUACUGGAUCUCAACACUGAACCUGGGAGUAUGGAUGGAAUACGAGGUGAGGGUCAAAAGACACUAUGUUGCCUGUGCUGCAAAUCUGGACCAAUAAGCUGCACGUUUCAGAUUGACCGCUGUGGUUAUGUCCCAGGGGAAGCCAUACCUUUAAAGGGCGAGAUCAUCAACCACAGCAAUCGGAGAAUGAAGAGAUCCUACGCUCAGUUAUACAUGGUGAGGUAUUACCACGCAACACGGAAGUCCAGAAGUGACAUCCAGAAAAUAGCGGAAAUCUCACGUGGCGCAAUCCUCCCUGGUGACACGGAUGUCUGGAACGGAGACCCGCUUUUAAUACCGCCAGUGCCGCCCUCCAAGUUACCUGGGUGCAGAAUAAUAGCCCUCGAGUACUUUAUAAAGCUAUGUGUUGAACCUGCUGGACCCGGGUUUCAACUAGAAAUACCUCUGAGCGUGAUCAUCGGAUCCAUACCGCUCAGAUACGCACUAGAACAAUACGGGUUGGCUCCUCGGACCGAGGGCCCACACCAGUCUCAGCUUUACCAGGACAGUCGGCAAUCUUCAGCAUCACCGCUACCACCCAUGCCUCCAUCAUACGCAGAAAGCGUGUUUGGCGCAGUGAACAUCAAGGAUGACGAUGACUCCGAGCAUACCAAAGGGAACAUGAACUUCACUCCAGUGUAUACCUUUUACAACUGGGGAGAAACAGCUCAACCUUCAGCACCUCCACCAUAGCAACAUCCCCAUUGGCAGCAAACACCUGUUUCCAAAAGGAAACACCUCACACAAUCUCCUCUCAACUUUUACUAAACACGGGAUGAUAGCCGUAACCAGCUAAUUACUGCAGAGUUGCGUCCCUUAGGAGUGUCAGGAACUUAUGAAUAUAAUUCAAAUCUCCCGAUUAAGUUUCUAGGUUUGCCAGCACCAUCCCCCAGCUGGUGGGUUUUCACUUAAGUGGUAAAUGUCCUGCAUCACUUCGAGCUUACCUCCCACGUCAUGCUGACACCCACACUAAGCUAAAAUACUGUUUAGGGCUGCGUUUAACCAAACUCACCCAAGGAAGUUGCCUGAAAUCAAACAAAUGAAACGUAAUGUACAUUCAGUCUUGCGUGGUUGGCAUACAACCCCGACUUGAUACAUUUCGUGAAACUUGAUCGUGCCUUCUGUUACAGCAUACUGUGGCCAGUGUGUCCAGUAUCACUAGUCUAUCUGUACAGUAUUAUUGCUAUGAAAGGUGUAGCGACAGGUGUUACAUGUUACGUUUGAGGUGCCUUGGUUUGUCACUAUUUCUGUGAACUGUGAUAAAAUAUCGAAAUUUGAUGAUGAUGGUGCUACUCUUGAAUAACUGUACACCAGAAUCAACCUUUGCUACCUAUAAAUUGAAAAUGUAUUUCUCCAUGCGCGACUUCAAAUACUGAUAUACACAAAUAUGUUGACGUAACAUUAACAGCUGAAUAAUUUGACUUCGUAAAUAUGUUUAAAUGUAGUUAAUUUUAUGUGAUUACAUUUAUCUGAUUGCAAUACUAAACUACCUGGCAAAAGAAGGUAUACACUUAAAAAUUGGAUUUGACCAAACAAAACAAAUUUUAUCAAAACAUUACUGGUCACCGAAACCUUGUAGACGUAAGGUCCACAACACAACUAUGAUGCCCGUAUCAAAUACAUCACCAUCGAAUAACCAUUUCUUGUUUAUUUCUUUUAAGACACUAUCAAAAAGGGUGUGUACUUUCUUUCUGCCGGGCAGUAAGCACGGCUGAUCCUGUGUGCAAUGUUACGUCUCAUAGUCGAAUGAUCAUAUAAUCAUCGGUUCAAAUGCCAGAUACAUCCUGAUUUUGAUUGGGUUUCACCAAAGAGAAAAUCUUCAACGUCGGGUUUUCCCCCAUUCCCAUUGUAAGCUGCCACGCCGUGAAAUCACUGAAACAAUGUUCAGAAGGACGUUCAACCCAACUCUAGCUCUCAACUACAAUAGAAGCUUCAACAAUCAUGUGUUAUGGUCUCUUCACUAUUUACAAAGGAUGGCUGAAAAGUUCUGAGCCUUACUACGAAGUUUGCCUGUAUUAAAUACAACACUGAACAUUCCUACAAGCUGCAUAUUUCUGCGGGCAUCAAAGUGACAAUGACAAAUUUACAAAAUUGGUUACGGCGCUGUCAUCAAGUAACUCAUCCUCAAAGGCUCCAACAGGUACUAGUAUCCUCGCGUACAUGGUGUCGAAUUUAGGGGAUGAUGAUGCGCCUCUGUUUUCCUCUGUUAAGACUCCUGUUUGCUUGUUUAACACCGCACUACUAUAUGACGGUCUAGUUGUUAAGUCAUUGGUUCACUACUAUCAGCUAUAGACUAAACAAACGUGAAAAUGUAGUGGAUACAUCUAACUCUGAAGAACGCAAAUUAUUUGUUGGCACAGAACACGUGUUCCAGCUGACGGUUUUCUGGGAUUCCAAAAUGAAUCCUACGCUGAACUACUCCCAGAAAGAUCAGCAUUUGCAACCAUCAACGUAGUCCAUCACUGGUAGGCCCAGAACCUUUCAGCCAUCUCUUGUAUCAUACGGCGGUGGGAUAUCCUAGUAAUUAAAUCCGAGUACUAUACCCCGCAGGUUUUAAUAAGUGAUGACCCUCGCCAUCAAAUUGCUGAAAUACUGCUAAAAUCAGAGUAAACGCGCUGUCAUUGUCACAGUUGCAAUCGCGUGUGUGUGUAGCUGUAAGUGGGCCAGGAAUUCUAAAAUUCUGAACGUUUUGUCACUCAAGUUUUACAUUUAAUUUUGCAUUAAAUAUAUGCUGAUUCCUGUAAAUUCCUGACUAUUUUUAAUUAUCAACGAAUUGUAUAACAUGUACCAGUGAUAUGUUACUUGUUCGGUCAAUUCUUGAAUACUGUAUUACGUAACAAAUGCAAUCAGUCAUUCCAUUUACCAUCUUCAACCUGUAAGAAUUUCUAUUUGCAGUCUUGCGCCUUUAGUCGUGUAAAGAUCCGCUGAUAACGGGUUCUCCCUGAUUUUUAUCCUUUGUCCUUCAGCACCAUAUGUACCUGCACUGCUCGUGAAGCUCGUGAAGCUCGCGAAGCUGCGAUGACGAAAUACUGUUAAAAGUGGCAAUAAACUCAUUCACACAUUCAUAUGCAUGUAUAUCUGUGAUAUGUUCUUUUAUAUUUACUGGAUAUCACAGGUUUUUCUGCAUUGUAAUGCAAUACGGUAUAUAUGGCUGACAUAUUGAUGAUGCGACCUUAAAUUUUAACUCACAUAUUAUCUCAGUGUUCUCAUAUUAACUGUUUGAUUGGGAUUCUAGAAGUUGGUGAGUAAAUAAGAAAACAAUUUUGGCUAACAACUUCUGGCUAACUGCAUAUGGCAACGUUUCGAUGUAGCUUGAUAACGGUGUAAGUCGUUAUAUGCAACAAACCAGAAGUUGUUAUUCAUAAAAGUGUACGUUUUCUUAUUUCACGUUUAAAUUAUGCAUAUCUAAUACAUUUAAUGAAGUACUUACUAUUUAAAUACCUUUCACAUUCAUUUGGAAAUGUAAAUAGGAUUCCAUUCUAAUACAAAUAUCUAUUUUCUAAUAAA
Molecule: messenger RNA, 4576 nt
Organism: Haliotis rufescens (red abalone)
Lineage: Eukaryota; Metazoa; Mollusca; Gastropoda; Lepetellida; Haliotidae
Product: arrestin domain-containing protein 3-like
Exons: 7
Coding region: 572-1762 (396 amino acids)
Biological process (GO): protein transport
Cellular component (GO): cytoplasm
Source: RefSeq, a predicted model, not a curated record